AUGGCUGUCAGCAACGUCACUCUGGCCUGCCUGGAGCCACUAACCAUGACACCCGCAGCGCCGCCGAAUUGGAUGCAGGUCUUGUUGGGUCAUGGGUCAUUCGUCGUCAAUGACGGGUUUCCAGUGAUUGAUCCCAUUGGGGCUCCAAAAUUCACCACAGACAAUGAUCCUGCUCGCCAGCUUUCGCCCUUCAGAAGCAACUCGUGGCCCAGCCCGCGCACGCGUACAAAGCACCACCCGGUUUUGCUGGCACCGAUUAUUCGAACGAAGUGCAAUGACAGCAACGCCGUGACAGAGAUAGCUUAUUCUGUCUAUGACACGUUCGAGAGACUGAACGGAACGGAGAUCGGCCGCAAAAAGGUCUGGGUCCAACGUUGCUCGCCCUCCGGCGAUCGCGGCAGCAACGUUUGGAAGUUCAAUCGGACUUUUCACUACAUCAUUUCUGACGGUAUGAGUCAUGAUUUGAGUACUUGCGCCAAUCCAGCCCAUACGACCACCGCCUACUACAACGGCUUCUCCGAAUCCCUGUUCAUUCGCCGUUCCGAAACAUCAUCGAUCCUUGAAGAGAUGUAUGAUAUUGCCUCCAAAUGGGCUUUGUCACACCACCAGAUCAAGUCCGGAGCCCGUCGGCAGGUAGUGCUGAUUGGAAGACGUGGAACCAACGAUUACGAGGCACUGAAGUCGACCGCUUGGUACAAGAAUGGGCUGUGUCUGACUCACUGGAACCUCGGUCAUCAUCAGAUCUUGCGCGAACGCUUUGGAAACAACCACGGUGCGACCCUAGAUGACCAAUUUCGCGCUCUUGGAAUUCCCUACAUCACCAGCGGAAUCAGUAUAACUCGGAAUGCGGCGAACGAGACCGCUUUGAUCAUUCACCUGCUGGUUUCGCUUUGCUUUCUGUCAAGUCAUCAGACGGAUCUCCUCACGCGCGGCGAAGACCUUCCUCAGAUUCAGGCGAACGUUGGUGCAGAGUAUACCAUGGUCCGCGUCAAUCGUCCUCUAGGGGCGAGACCUCUCACCGAGGCUAGACCAGUGCUCACCAUGCCUACGCGCCCGUCCAGAGAUUCGUAUGGAGCUUCGAAAUCGCAUGAAGCCACGACCGACCUCUCACGCCACUGUGACAUCAGGGACGCCUCCUACACCAAUCAUGAGAUCUUGGACGCCGUCGACCCGGACUUUACUUGCGGAUACCUUUACGGUAUGCCCGAUUCCGACUCCGAUUACGGUUCCAAUUCCGAACAACAGCACCGACUGGGCCCGAGAUUCCCCUUCUACUGGCUGCCAGAUUUCCGGGCGUAG
Anthostomella pinea is the source of this 1299-nucleotide messenger RNA. NCBI's taxonomy places the organism in Eukaryota, Fungi, Ascomycota, Sordariomycetes, Xylariales, Xylariaceae. The record is from the annotation of a GenBank genome assembly.